Molecule: messenger RNA, 4382 nt
Organism: Felis catus (domestic cat)
Lineage: Eukaryota; Metazoa; Chordata; Mammalia; Carnivora; Felidae
Gene: LEF1
Product: lymphoid enhancer binding factor 1
Exons: 12
Coding region: 1247-2449 (400 amino acids)
Biological process (GO): regulation of transcription by RNA polymerase II; canonical Wnt signaling pathway
Cellular component (GO): beta-catenin-TCF complex
Molecular function (GO): RNA polymerase II cis-regulatory region sequence-specific DNA binding; DNA-binding transcription factor activity, RNA polymerase II-specific
Source: RefSeq, a predicted model, not a curated record
CGGGGGAGGGGAGGGGGAGGAGAAGCGACGCAAGUGGGUAGCUUUUCAGCGCCAGCCAGGCGCGGGAGGAGGAGAAGCAGUGGGGAGGCGCAGCCGCUCACCUGCGGGGCAGGGUGCGGAGGAGGGACCCGGGUUGAGCACUCUCGGUCCGAGGAGCCUGGACGCACCCGGAGCCUCGAACGCGGCCAAGCUCAGGGCACCCCCCCCUUCGGCCAGGCGAACCCGAAGGUGCAGCUCUUUGCUUUGACAGAGCGGCCCGGCGGAGGCGUGGAGAGCGGCGAGCGAGAGCGCCAGACUGAGAAACUCGAGCCGGGAACAAAGAGGGGUCGGGCUGUGUGUGUGUGUGUCGGCUCGAGCUCCACGCAGAAGCAUAUGGGUCCGAGGCCCCUGCUGUGACUCCCCGAGACCCCGCCGUACCCUCCACUGCCGACUCCCAGCGCUCGCCCGCACAAACUUUAUUCUUGGCAAACUUCUUCUCUUUCUCUUCCCUCCUCCUCCCCCUCCACCACCUCCUCCUCCUCCUCCUCCUCCUCCUUCCUCCUCCUCCUCCAGUAGAUUAAAUGCGCCUGGAGAAGGAAAACCGAAGCGAAAGGGAAGGAAAUAAGAAGCUCUAAAACGGACAUCUCCGACCCGGGUGGCUCUUUAAUUUUUUUUAUCCUCCAGGAAGUGGACUUUUCGUUAUCUUCUGAUUCUCCUUGUACCUUCUCUGCUGAGGCAAACGGAGUCUUUUUGCCCAGCUUGCCUCCUUUCUCGGAAGACAAACUCCCAAAUUGGCAACCGGGGAAGCUAGGGUGGAGAGGUUUGCGUAGAGACGCGCCGACGGACCCUCCUCUGCACUUGGGAGAGUCGUGCUUCCACCGGAACCGGCGUCCUCCGCGCGCAGACCCUGGAGACGCUGGGGGCGUGGGGUGGCCCCCGGGGCAUCCUAGCCUAGCACGCGCCACGCAGCGCAGACGCCCCCAGAGGCGCCGGCUGUAGCGGCCUUAAGCAGCCCCGUGCCCUUCGGCCUCGAGGGCGGGCGCAGGCGCCGGUCUCCGCGGAGCGGGAAGGCGCGGGCGGCCGCCGGGGCUCGGGCACCGCCGCAGCUGCUCCGGCCGCGGGCUGCCGGCCCCAUUUCCGCCCGCUCUUCGCCCUCACGCAUCCUUCCAGAUCUCCUUUUUCUCCUUCCUCUUUCGUUGAUCCCCUGUCUUUCCUGCUGUCGCCUCGGGUGCUCCUCCAGCGGAGCGGAGAUUACCGAGUGGUCGGGAUGCCCCAACUCUCCGGGGCCGGCGGCGGCGGCGGCGGGGGAGACCCGGAACUCUGCGCCACCGACGAGAUGAUCCCCUUCAAGGAUGAGGGCGAUCCUCAGAAGGAGAAAAUCUUCGCCGAGAUCAGUCACCCCGAAGAGGAAGGCGACUUAGCCGACAUCAAGUCCUCCUUGGUUAAUGAGUCUGAAAUCAUCCCGGCCAGCAACGGACACGAGGUGGCCAGACAAGCACAAACCUCUCAGGAGUCCUACCACGACAAGGCCAGAGAACACCCUGAUGACGGAAAGCAUCCAGAUGGAGGCCUCUACAACAAGGGACCCUCCUACUCAAGUUAUUCCGGGUACAUAAUGAUGCCAAAUAUGAAUAAUGACCCAUACAUGUCAAAUGGAUCUCUUUCUCCACCCAUCCCAAGAACAUCAAAUAAGGUGCCUGUGGUGCAGCCAUCACAUGCGGUCCAUCCUCUUACCCCCCUUAUCACGUACAGCGACGAGCACUUUUCUCCAGGAUCACACCCCUCACACCUCCCUUCAGAUGUCAACUCCAAACAAGGCAUGUCCAGACAUCCUCCAGCUCCUGAGAUCCCUACCUUUUAUCCUCUGUCUCCAGGUGGUGUUGGACAGAUUACCCCACCUCUUGGCUGGCAAGGUCAGCCUGUAUAUCCCAUCACGGGAGGAUUCAGGCAACCCUACCCAUCCUCACUGUCAGUCGACACUUCCAUGUCCAGGUUUUCCCAUCAUAUGAUUCCUGGUCCUCCUGGUCCCCACACAACUGGCAUCCCUCAUCCAGCUAUCGUAACGCCUCAGGUCAAACAGGAACAUCCCCACACUGACAGUGACCUAAUGCACGUGAAGCCUCAGCAUGAACAGAGAAAGGAACAGGAGCCAAAAAGACCUCACAUUAAGAAGCCUCUGAACGCUUUUAUGUUAUACAUGAAAGAAAUGAGAGCGAAUGUUGUAGCUGAGUGUACUCUAAAAGAAAGUGCAGCUAUCAACCAGAUUCUGGGCAGAAGGUGGCAUGCCCUUUCCCGUGAAGAGCAGGCUAAAUAUUAUGAAUUAGCACGGAAGGAAAGACAGCUACAUAUGCAGCUCUAUCCAGGCUGGUCUGCAAGAGACAAUUAUGGUAAGAAAAAGAAGAGGAAGAGAGAGAAACUCCAGGAGUCGACAUCAGGUACAGGUCCCAGAAUGACAGCUGCCUACAUCUGAAACAUGGUUUGUAGUCCCCGUUCUGGGAGUGGUUCCACAGAACUUACUAAAGCACCUGUACGGUCUUGGAAAUGACAUGUAGACAGUGUGGCUAUUUUUCAGUUCCUGUGUAGAUCAUCUCCGGCCUCCCCUUCUCCACCCAGCGUGACCGCCUCUGGUUAGGGAAUCUGGUUCUCCACUGGUGUGAGCCCCUUGUUGGCCACACUGCAUCCACACUAGUGCUGGCUUCACCUUAGAAACAAGCCAGUGACAGAUAAACUGUUUGAUUAGAGCUGAUCCUGCCAACGACGGGGCGUGAAAUCUCGGGCAACUGGUUUCAGUUUGGAGGGAAGUUGCUGAGUAUUAGCUAAAUCCCUCCUGAUCUCCUCUCCAGUGAGGUGGAGCUAAUGGAACCCAGCACCCAGGAGGGGAAGAUACCGUGACUCCAAUGUGAAGAUGUAUUUUGAGAGGGUUUAUUUCUCUUAGGUACACAGUGGAACUUAACCCUCUCUUGGCCUCCUAAAAGAAAAGUCCUGUUAAAUUAGAUCUUUGAGCUCAGAUGACCAUGCAUGGAGCACAAAGGCGAGAGAACUCUCUUGCCUCUGAACUAGCAUAGGACGACGAACUGUAGGGAAAAUAUCCCCACUUAAUAAGGAAAAUCUUUUCUCAGGGAACAAAAAAGCCCUCUGAAAAUUUGUAUUUCUGCUCCUUGAAAGAUAGACGUUUCAUUUACUGCUUUCAUGUUUUGGGUGCGAAAUACCAUUGCAGCUGUCUCCUGCAGCCCAACAUAACUGGCCUUUUAACAGUUCCCCGUACACCAGUUGUGUCCCCAUCUUCCCGUGUGUUUCCACUUGCACGCUUUAUACACGUAUUCACUCUGGUGAAAUCAGUUGAAACGAGUGAGCAUUGACUGGUCUCAACACUUUGCAGUGACUUUUAGGAUAAUUAGAAACGGGCUGCACGAAAGACUUUCUUUCAGGGUAGAGGUGAUUCCCAAGCUGUGUGGUCUUCCAAAAAAGCCAAAUUCAUCCUGAGCUUUUAGGACGAACUUGUCACUUGUAGGAAUGCUGGAAGUCCAGGGCCUCGGGGAAUGAGCCUGCACACGUUCUGCUGUGUCCAGCUCUAGGCCACUGUUGUAAAAGCCAGUCAUUUCUUCAUUCGUUCUGCAAACACCCAGCGAGGACCACUGCAAGUCAGAAACGGCACUAAGCAGUGGGGCACUUGCCACAUGGACUCUGUCCCCUCCCGGAGGGGCUUUUAGUUUCAGAAGAUAAAGACAUAAAAAUAAAUAGGAAUUAUAAAGUAAUACAUUCUGUGCUGUGAAGGAGAUGGAUACAUUGUGUUAAAAUAAGAACAAGAAGUGUCUACAUCGGAGUGAGAUCAAGGAAGCCUUUCUGGAGUAAGUAACCCUUGAGCUGUGUAGCCAUGAGGGGAAUUGAUAGAACAGUGAUCAAGUUGCUGGGAAUUUCCAGUGUUUUGGUCCAAGUUUAUUUGGAAUAUGUAACAUCUCGAGAGUUUGUCAGAAGUCAGAGAUUGUCAUCAAAUACUGAACUUCCCUUCCUUCCUUACUUAAUCGAGAUUCAUGGGAGUUACAGAAGAAUUAAAAUUUUUGAAAAGCUGGAGAGAAUGAUCACUCCAAGUUUACUAAUGUAAAAACAUACCUUUACAAAUUGGCUUAUUAAUAUUUACUUUAACAAAUGAAAAAAUCCCAUUAUCUUAAAAUUACAUAGAUUGAAAAGAUUUUUAUGAUAUCUCAACAUACUCCUUUUGACUAUAUAACAUCAAAGAGCUAGUUUAAAAGAACAAACUAUCUUUAAAACAACACCUUUUUAAACACAGAGAGAUACACACAGAUACCCACAUACAGACAUACUCACAAAAACUUAAGGUUUUGGAUAUUGGUGUAAUCUCUUCCUUGUAUACUUGCUAACCUGAGAUUAAAAUGUGUUUUUUA